This is a messenger RNA of Rana temporaria (common frog), 2887 nucleotides long. RefSeq names its product RNA polymerase II, I and III subunit H (gene POLR2H). The record is from RefSeq and is a predicted model, not a curated record. NCBI's taxonomy places the organism in Eukaryota, Metazoa, Chordata, Amphibia, Anura, Ranidae. The transcript is spliced from 6 exons. Gene Ontology annotation, cellular component: RNA polymerase II, core complex; RNA polymerase I complex; RNA polymerase III complex. Gene Ontology annotation, molecular function: DNA-directed RNA polymerase activity. Gene Ontology annotation, biological process: DNA-templated transcription. The coding region runs from base 117 to 569 and encodes 150 amino acids.
UACAUAGCCCACAGCUGACAGGAAGCGGAAGUGGUGACCCCCGGAAGUAGUGGUACUCCUGAGCAGCGUGGUUGUAAGGCUCCGAACGGACUGUCUAUCCGUGUCUGUAGGACAUCAUGGCUGGAAUUCUGUUUGAAGAUAUCUUUGAUGUAAAGGAUAUUGACCCUGAAGGAAGAAAAUUUGAUCGAGUCUCCAGGCUGCAUUGUGAAAGUGAGUCUUUUAAGAUGGACCUUAUCCUUGAUGUGAACAUUCAGAUAUAUCCUGUGGAUCUUGGUGAUAAAUUUCGCUUGGUUAUUGCCAAUACGCUAUAUGAGGAUGGAACAUUGGAUGAUGGAGAGUUCAACCCCAAUGAUGACCGACCUUCCAGAGCUGACCAGUUUGAAUAUGUCAUGUAUGGAAAAGUCUACAGGAUAGAAGGGGACGAAACAUCCACAGAAGCUGCUACUCGCCUGUCUGCAUAUGUAUCGUAUGGUGGUCUAUUGAUGAGACUACAGGGAGAUGCUAAUAAUCUUCAUGGUUUUGAAGUGGAUUCCCGUAUUUACCUCAUGAUGAAGAAACUUGCCUUCUAAAGAUGACUAUUUGGAAAAGAAAAGAGUUAUUGUGUAGUAAUAUGCAUUAUUGGAAUUUAACAAUUUGGCCUAGGAUUAAUUACAAAAGUUCUCUGACCUUUGUAUUUUUUGUAUUUAAUUAAACUAUAUUUUUUUAUGGUUGCUUUUUCUUUUGCAUACAGGAUGUAUUAAAUCCUUAAAAUAUAUUCUAUGAAGCUAUUACAGUUCUCAAUAUGGAAACUGCAUAAGAAAAAUGUUUAAUGGAAGCUAUACCUUCUAAAAAAAUAUAUGCAGCAUUUAUAACGUGCAUAAAGAAGCAGGCUACCCUAGUAGAUAGAUUUGGGUUCACCUUAAAAAAAAAAAAAAAAAACGCCCUGUGCAGUCCAUUGAAAAAACAUUCCUUAAUGCUAAACGAAUCCCAUUUUUAAAAAGAUGCAUUGAUACUUUUCCCAUAUCUGUAGGUCAUUUGUGCACGGUGUGAAGCCUGCCCCAAAUGCUUCUGAUGUUUUUUACAGCUGUCUUGUCCUCUUCUCUAGGAUGGGGCAGCUGUUAGGACAAGUGCCCCCUAGUGGUACAAGAGCGAGCACCCAGCAUACAGGCAUACCCCGCUUUAAGUACACUCACUUUACAUACACUCGCGAGUAAGAACAUACCUGUGAGUGUAUGUAAAGUGUGUCAUAAGCUAAAGCUGCAGCUGAGUAAUCCGUGCAUGGAUAGGUCAGAUUCCCUGCUACUUGAAAAAACACUCCCUGACACCCCCACUACAGCCCCUGACACCCCCACUACAGCCCCUGACACCCCAGAAGUGAAGAAAAGUAUUGCUUCACGUUAACUACAUUUUCAUUUUACAUACAUGCUCUGGUCCCAUUGUGUACUUAAAAGUGGGGUAUACCUGUAUGUGCAAUACUGUCUCUUGUUUCCAAAGAUGAUCUCAACAGCUGCAAAGCUCUCUUUUUCCUGUCGCAGCCACUAAACUCAAUGCUCAUGUGCGGGGCUCAGAAAAGGGACGGCACUAAUCUUAACUAUUUCUAGAAAAGGACAGGAUGGUCCUGUGAAAACUGAUGAGCGGCGACCGCAAUGCGCACAGGUCAUGGUCGCUGCUCACUUGCGUGUCAUCGCCCAGCCCCUACCUACAAUAUCAUCCUAUUGGCAGAGGGCGAGAGGAGCUCUCUAUUUCGAUCUGCAGCUCCUCCUGCCCCUUGCUCUACUGAUAGUAUGACGUUGGACAGGCUACACUCCAUGCACAAAUGGUCCACAGGUAUGGGAGGAAGCAUGAAUGCAAAUUUUUUAAAUCGGAUUAGUUUACAGGGAUGUCAAACUCAAUUUAAUUGUGGAACGCAUCAACAUUAUGGUUGCCCUCAAAGGGCCGGUUGUAUCUGUAAGACUACUGAUCUAUUCACGUACAUAGGAGUACUCAGGAGAACACGGCAUGCAGAGUAAAGGGAUGUGCAGGGUUUAGGGUCACACUAUGCACAGUGUGCAACACCCAUUCUGAAAGCUUCCUUGCAUCUCUACUCUUUACUACACAUGGCUUUAUUACACAUGUAUCUGGCUCUAGUACCUCCCUGUGCAGGCAACUCUGAGAUUGUUCUCUCUCUGAUUCUGGAGAUCUGUCCCUGUCAUGAGUGCGUUCGGGGAUCUAUUAGCUACAGGUGCCACAGAGAGCAAAGCUGUCUCUUGUAUACACAGAUGACUUCUGUGUAUACAGGUAAAAGCAGGAGCAGGUGGCGAAAUGGAGCUCCACUAUGUUUUGGCUGCAAAACUGGGUGCGAGGGCCACAUAAAAUGGCAUGGCAGCUGGAUUCAGUCCACGGUGUCUCGUAAUUGACAAGUGGCAUAGAGUUUUUGUUUUUUUUAAGGUGAACUAAAACCUUAAAAAACAAUGUAAUCUCAGACCCGUAGUGAUGCAUCCUUCAGUGGCUGUGCUGUUCUUGUUGGUAAUUCUGGCCUGACCUUUUAUUAAGUGGACAGUAUGAAACAGACGUGUCCACUUGUCUACAUCAUCUAUCACUGAUAGAAACAGCGUGGCCAGUGGCUCUGAACACUGGGAGCAGACUGUGGGGUGCAGUGCUCAUGGUCGGAGCUAACAGGCAUACAUAUUACUAAUUGGUAAAAAUGCCCAGUGUUUACUACAUUUUUUUUUUUCUUUAUUGAUAAAAGGUACAGCUGGGCUUUAAUGGUGUUCAUAUUUCAUGCAUAAUGUGACCCAAGGCUAGCUGGUGGAAUUUAAUUUUAGAUAUGUUUUACUAGUUUUUGAAAUAAGCCUUCUUUUCAGUAAUACGUUUUAGAGAAGCUGUUGUAAAAAGAUUUUCCCAUUGUAAAUAAAACACUUGUUCUAUG